Solanum dulcamara is the source of this 1381-nucleotide messenger RNA. RefSeq lists its product as uncharacterized. NCBI's taxonomy places the organism in Eukaryota, Viridiplantae, Streptophyta, Magnoliopsida, Solanales, Solanaceae. The record is from RefSeq and is a predicted model, not a curated record. The transcript is spliced from 8 exons. Gene Ontology annotation, cellular component: U2-type catalytic step 1 spliceosome. Gene Ontology annotation, biological process: mRNA splicing, via spliceosome. The coding region runs from base 173 to 1171 and encodes 332 amino acids.
AUACAAUGGGGGUACUACAUUAGGCAAAGGAGCAGUUUGUUCAACAACGCAAAACCCAAAUUUUUCCAAAGAGAAAACCUCGUCUCAGAUUUGUCUCUGGUACAGGCAAAUCUUCUUCCGCUUCACUUUUAACUAAUUUGGGUUUCGUGUAUUGGACUGAGAAGAAGCAGCCAUGGGAGAGAGGAAGGUUUUAAACAAGUAUUACCCGCCGGAUUUCGAUCCGGCGAAGAUUCCGAGGCGAAGACAGCCAAAGAAUCAGCAGAUGAAAGUGCGUAUGAUGCUUCCAAUGAGUAUUCGUUGUGCUACUUGCGGUAAUUACAUCUAUAAGGGUACCAAAUUCAAUUCCCGCAAAGAGGACGUUGUUGGCGAGACCUACUUGGGAAUACAAAUCUUCAGAUUCUACUUCAAGUGCACAAAGUGCUCUGCAGAGAUUACUUACAAGACAGAUCCCAAAAAUUCCGAUUAUACUGUUGAAUCAGGCGCAACUAGGAAUUUUGAGCCUUGGCGUGGCAAAGAUGAGGAAAUUGAGAAGGAGAAACAAAAAAGAGAUGAUGAAGAAAUGGGUGAUGCAAUGAAGUCAUUAGAAAAUAGAACCUUGGAUUCAAAGAGAGAAAUGGAUAUUCUUGCUGGUUUAGAUGAAAUGAAAUCUCUGAAGUCAAGACACGCAACUGUGAGUGUAGAUGCAAUGCUUGAAGCUUUGCAGCGGUCACAUGAGUCAAAGGAGAAGAAUAUGGAGGAAGAAGAUGAAGCUCUAAUAAGAUCAAUUUUCCAGGGAUCAAGAGAGACUGUCAAAAGAAUCCAUGAUGAAGAACUUGAGGAUGACGACGAUGAUGAUUUAGCUUUCUUUAUCCCUGAAAGUGCAGGGUCAGAAAACAACUCUCUUAAGAAGAGAAAGGUUUCCGAGGAACCUGAUGAAAAGCCCACGGAUUGUUUGACGAAAGCCAGCAUUACUGACAGCUCUAAAAACAAAGAUAAAGCAUCAGCUGGUGAUAGUAAAAUCAUUUUGAAGUCCUCAUCAGUCAAAAUAUCCAUAGUCAAGAAGCCAGUCUCGGACUCCGACAGCAAGCAGACAGUAGAAGGAAACAAGCAAGACGCGCAGAGCACUGGUGCUGCGAUAAGCAGUGGUCUACUCUCGUUAUGUCAACAAUAUGAUAGUGAUGAUGAUGAUUGAUUCAGUAUCCCUUCAACCUUUAUAUGUUUUUCAUCGGGUAUGCUCUUUUUAUGGGCACUUGAAAUGUAUGCAAAGCUCAAAGCUUUGGCUCUCUGCAAACCGCCCGUCUGUCACUAUUAAUUGGGAAGUAUACGUUGUAUUUUACAUGUUAUUUUACAACUAUCUCAGGUUCGAAAGAAACAGUUCCUCCAUGGUUACAUUUACUCAUUA